AUGGCAACGGAUAUUGCAUCAAAAUUAGGAUCUUUCACAGCAUCUCAGUCAUUUGAAAAUAGAGACGUUGUUUAUGGAUUAGUUCACUUCAAAUCGCAUUCAAAAGCGGGUUUAUUCUUUCAUGCAAUGCAUGAUAAAAUAUUUACUGGGCUAUUAAUUAAUAUAUUUAAGUUUAGUGACGCAAAAAAAUUCAGAAGUAACGAGUUUGUCCAGUAUAGCACUGAAGGUCAAGAAAGAGACGUUAAUCAGGUAUUUACUAUUACUCGGGUUGAUACUUCUCAGCUGGCAGCUGUCACAGAUGACAACGAAAAUAACUUAAUUAUGAAAUCGAAUUGGACGCCCACAACAGACUUUUACGUGACAAAGAAUAGUUUUAUCAUAAAUAUGGAGUUACCGGCGGUUCAAUACAAAAUUAAAGAGGUCAUGAUUAGAGAGGAAACUGGCGUUGUUAAAGCGUCCGAAGCGUUAUUGACUUGCCCAAACGGUAUUGAAAUAUUACUUAUAGACGUCGG
Molecule: messenger RNA, 512 nt
Organism: Funneliformis mosseae
Lineage: Eukaryota; Fungi; Glomeromycota; Glomeromycetes; Glomerales; Glomeraceae
Source: the annotation of a GenBank genome assembly